Molecule: messenger RNA, 1249 nt
Organism: Phanerochaete carnosa HHB-10118-sp
Lineage: Eukaryota; Fungi; Basidiomycota; Agaricomycetes; Polyporales; Phanerochaetaceae
Exons: 1
Coding region: 40-660 (206 amino acids)
Source: RefSeq, a predicted model, not a curated record
CUAAGCUAUCAAAUUUAGUCAAAAGGCUGGAUACAGAAGAUGUCUCUCCCAUGGAGUCCUUUUCUCCUUUGGCUAUCCACUGCUGAGCCUAUGCGCCAUGGACGUGACCGCUGUCUCGUCGAGCUCUGGACGAAGAUCAUCACCCUCGCCUGCGCAGACAGGGGAUACACAGGCCGCUCCCUCUCUCUCGUAUCCCGUAUGAUGCGAGACAUUGUGGAACCUGUACACUUCCAAUCUGUCUCGCUCGUCCAUGAAGAGCAACUGCUCGCCUUCUCAAGCCUGCUCUAUGCCCGUCGGCGCUCCCCGCCUGUGACCCGCCACCUCUUCGUAUUCGUCAGGGUCAGCUAUCGGAGCCGAAGGGCAGCGAAAUUCGAGAGUUUGCGCCGGACUAUCCACGACAUUGUCUCUGUAGCUGCGCCGAAUUUGGAGAGCCUCGUCGUGUACGGAGCCAGAUCUGACCUUGCGUCCUCCGGCCUCGUGUUCCCCGCUCUCCGCGACCUCGUGAUUGGCGGCCUGCAUUCCACCCCGAGAAUGCCUCCCGUUUCCCUUCCCUUCGCCACUUACAUAUCCGCCCAUUCUUCAGCCGCCCUGGCUUCUGGUCGGUUAUCGCGCGCUCUGCCCCGUCUCUCACCCACCUCCGACUCUCCUGCCUCUCCAUGAACCCAUAUGUCUCCCCUUUCCUUCGUGUUCUUCUCGACAUCCCUAUAACUGGGGAAGACGCUGAAAAUAUACCAGGCGCGGCGGCCAUCGCGGCCAUCGCGAAGAAGUUGCCGGCGCUGAAGCAAAUUAUUGCGCAACCCUACAAGAAGGACUUCUCUGAUAGAAGAUUGUUUUCACUCGCUCAGAAGCACCCCUCGAUGAAGAGCGAGCUGCACAGCAUUGUAAAUGUGUCCGCUCGAGGGCAUGGCAACGGGAAGCUUUACCUGUUGCCCGAUAGCGAAGCGUAUGACGUUGACGAGGCUCAAAGGGACUGGCUGGAGCUGAUCGAAGGUGGUGACGGGCCCUGGUCUGCUGACACAGAAGAAUAUGCCUCCGGUUCGCCUACCCAUGACUAGGAGCACAAGGUAUGUGGCGGGUCGUAACGACUAUAGUGAGUAUAUGCAGGCUUCGCACGUUCGUGCUUUAACAGCUAGGUUUCAUUGGUCGGGCACUUGGCUUCCACCUGGUCCUGUGAAAGGUGCAUAACGAAUAUCUAGGAGUCGAAAAAUUAUGAUAUGUUCUCAGAGUCGUUUGAGUACAGCAAGGUCCC